UGUCUCUUUUUGGUCAAAGGCUAAACGUUUUAUUAAACCAACUUCGUUCUCUCUUAAUGGUUUUAUUGUUUCUUCAGGUGCAAUUGUGAAUGAUUCUAUUGGAAUGUGUGAUAUAGCUGCUGAUUUUUAUGAAGAUUUUUUCAGAAGAUCUGAUAAUAUAGUUAGACCACAUCCUUAUGUUGAUGCACCAUUGCUAGAUUUUGAUAAUAAAGAUGAUCCUAUUCCUGAAGUAUCUUAA
Adineta steineri is the source of this 238-nucleotide messenger RNA. Lineage: Eukaryota; Metazoa; Rotifera; Eurotatoria; Adinetida; Adinetidae. The record is from the annotation of a GenBank genome assembly.